Hibiscus syriacus is the source of this 1750-nucleotide messenger RNA. RefSeq names its product succinate-semialdehyde dehydrogenase, mitochondrial-like. Gene Ontology annotation, biological process: GABA catabolic process; aldehyde metabolic process. The transcript has 20 exons. Gene Ontology annotation, molecular function: succinate-semialdehyde dehydrogenase (NAD+) activity. NCBI's taxonomy places the organism in Eukaryota, Viridiplantae, Streptophyta, Magnoliopsida, Malvales, Malvaceae. The record is from RefSeq and is a predicted model, not a curated record. Bases 53 to 1609 code for a protein of 518 amino acids.
CCGAUUAAAAACAAAACUGACUGCAGAGUCGCAGUAGAAAACGAAGCAGAAAAUGGGAGUAGCUCGCUUCUCUCUUUUCAAGAUCGCCUCCUCCCAUUUACAUCGCAUGCACCAUCCCUCCGCCCUCCGCCAGAUGAGUUUUGCUUCCGGCCUUCAAAAUUCCACCAUAUUCCGGAGCCAGGGUCUCAUAGGAGGCCAGUGGGUGGCUGCCCAUGAUGGAAUUUGGAAUUUCUUCAGGUUCAAUCCUUCAACGGGGGAAAUCAUUGCCGAUGUUCCCUUCAUGGGCAGACGGGAGACGAAUGAUGCCAUUUCUUCGGCAUAUCAAGCUUUUAACUCAUGGAGUAAACUCACUGCUGCUGAAAGGAGCAAAUAUCUUAGAAAAUGGUACGAUCUUAUAAUGUCCCACAAGGAAGAGCUUGGUCAACUAAUAACAUUAGAGCAAGGAAAACCUUUAAAAGAAGCCCUGGGUGAGGUUAGUUAUGGAGCCAGUUUUAUUGAAUUCUUCGCCGAGGAGGCCAAACAGGUCUAUGGAGAUAUAAUUCCGGCUACUCUAGCUGAUCGUCGCUUAUUUGUUUUAAAGCAGCCUGUAGGUGUUGUUGGUGCAAUUACACCCUGGAACUUUCCCUUGGCAAUGAUCACUAGGAAGGUUGGCCCUGCCCUCGCUUGUGGCUGUACAGUGGUGGUAAAACCUUCUGAACUUACUCCCCUCACAGCUUUAGCAGCAGCUGAACUUGCCCUUCAAGCAGGAAUUCCACCGGGUGUUCUGAAUGUGGUUAUGGGGAAUGCUUCUGAUAUUGGUGAUGCUUUACUUGCAAGUCCUCAGGUAAGAAAGAUCACAUUUACUGGCUCAACAGCGGUUGGGAAAAAGCUGAUGGCAGGUGCUGCUGGGACUGUUAAAAGGAUAUCGCUUGAACUUGGUGGUAAUGCCCCAUGCAUUGUCUUUGAUGAUGCUGACCUGGAUGUGGCAGUUAAAGGAGCUAUUGCAGCAAAAUUUCGUAACAGCGGACAGACUUGUGUUUGUGCAAACAGAGUAAUUGUGCAAGAAGGUAUUUAUGAGAAGUUUGCUGAGGCUUUUUCAAAAGCUGUCCAGAAUCUGCAAGUUGGAGACGGCUUCACUGAAGGUGUAGCUCAGGGUCCACUAAUUAAUGAAGCUGCAGUACAAAAGGUUGAAUCUUUCCUUCAAGAUGCUCUAUCAAAGGGAGCAAAAGUCAUUCUUGGGGGUAAAAGACAUAGCCUUGGAAUGACUUUCUAUGAGCCCACAGUUGUUACUGAUGUCAAGAGUGACAUGCUAUUAGCAAGGGAGGAAGUGUUUGGACCCGUGGCCCCUCUUUUGCGGUUCAAAACUGAGGAAGAAGCUAUCUGCAUCGCAAACGACACCAAUGCAGGGUUAGCUGCUUACAUAUUUACAAACAAUGUUCAACGGACAUGGCGUGUCUCAGAAGCACUUGAAUAUGGACUUGUUGGUGUUAAUGAAGGAAUCAUUUCAACUGAGGUGGCACCAUUUGGUGGUGUCAAACAGUCUGGUCUCGGGCGAGAAGGUUCCAAGUAUGGGAUAGAUGAAUAUCUUGAACUAAAAUACGUGUGCUUGGGAGAUAUGAACAGAAAAUGAAGUGCAAGAAUUUAGGAAACCUUUGAUGCCGUUGUUGACUAAUUAAUAGUUGAGAAGGCAACUUGUUGGAGGGUGGUGCACUAAACUGCAGUCUUUGAAGGUAAGUUAUGUUAAUGGGAGGGUGUGUAGUCUGAAAGCUUU